AAAGCAGUGUGGAGAGGGGGAAGAGAAAAAGGGAGGGAUUUGUUAGUCAUGGGUACGUUACAUUUCUAUAAUAUGAAGCAUGUCACAGAUUUUCACUUUGUCUGGGGGAGGUGAAGAACGAAAUGAAAGAAUGAAAGUUGCAGACUAGAGAGAAAGUAAAAUUGCUCAGGGACGCUUCAGUGACAUGGCAGCCCAGGAAGGUCCUCACUGCUAAGUCUGAUGUCGAUGCAGACAGAUUUAAGGAAUGAGGACUUAAAGACUGGACUCGCCGAUGUCUCUCUUGCUGGAGUGUGGAACACUGUAGAAGUCCCUUCACAGAAGAACCUGAAGGCAACCGGGGAUGAGGGACGUGACAUGGAUUUGUGUUGCAGUUAUCCUCUUAGUGUCUAAAGUUUGGAGCCUGGAUCCAGGAACUAUUCCGAGCACGUCUGUGAACUCCAGCACUGAUGGUAUCCAAAAUGUAACUUUCAACCUGGGGAGUGAUGCCAAUCUGACAUGCAGUGGUAAAUCCUGGAAUGAGACCCUGUUUGUUAUUUGGACCAUCCAGCUGAAACACAGAACCUGUAAGAUAACCUGGAAGGAUGGUGUUCAAGACAAGGACAACUGCAGUGACGGAAAGCCCCUUGGAAACAAAUCCAAGGCUCAGUUUUAUCUGAGCAUCCCAAACUUUUCAACUGAAGACGUGGGGAUUUACAAAUGUGAGUCCGUUUUUUCCGGGGGAAACAAAAAUGAUGCAUUCAACGUGACAAUCACAGUUCCUCCUGUGACAUCAGCCUGGUUGGAGCAUAAGGUCAAGAAGAUGGUGGCUGUCUGCAAAGCCGAAAGAGGAAGACCGGCAGCCAACAUCAGCUGGAGUCUUCAGGGAAUUGCACCGUUUGUAACAACCCACCAUGAUUCAGAUGGAUUUAUUUCAGUGGCGAGUCAUCUGGAGCUCACAAAGGGUGUGGAUGCAGAGAACCUGACCUGUGUGAUCAGGCACCCAUACUGGAAACAAGACAGGAUUCUGGCGCCAGAGCUCAGAGAAGGUUAUUUUCCCUGGCUGCUCAUCCUUAUUGGUGUUGUAGUUCUUAUCGUUUUGGUGGGACUAGUAUUUCUUGCACACAAGAAAAUAAUGACAUUGAGGUCGUGCAAGCAGUCUGAAAUAUCAUUCUCCAAAUCCCCACCGACAGAGGAUGUAGAGGAAGUGGAGCCCUAUGCCAGCUACGUUCAACGAGAGAACUCUAUCUAUAACUGAGUUUUUUUGCAUCUUUCUCUCAGACCCUCCAAACUUUUUUCUCUCUCUCUCUCUUACACCCACAUACACUUUAACGCACAAGGCGCUUUUUGAGAACGUGAAGGCCAAGUAACGGUUUGAGACAGAGGAUUGAGAUGAAAGACACAGAAGCGUCGCACUUGACUGAUGGAACCCUGUGUCACAUAUGCUUGCUCCCAUCAGCAAUGUUUGCAGCCCUCUACUUUGUGUGUGGGUCUCAUGGAGAACAUUAUCAGUCAUAACUACAAACACAACGACUUAGCUGGAAAGAGUAUGUCAGAUGCCAGAUGCAACAUGUCUCAACUACAGAACUAUGGACUGUUAUUGUUGCUGGUGAAAUUCGUGGCCCAUAUUUAGGUAUGACAUGCAUAAAGUAGAAUAUAUAAUAUAGUAGAUAUUAGUAGUCGCGGAAGUCGUAGUAAUUCCGUGAUACAACUGCCCCAGGAUAAUGUGGACAACAUUAUGUUAAGAUGUCAUGUGGCAUAAUGCAUUAUUAUGUAAUUACAUAUAUUAAAACUAUGUCUAAACACA
Molecule: messenger RNA, 1783 nt
Organism: Solea senegalensis (Senegalese sole)
Lineage: Eukaryota; Metazoa; Chordata; Actinopteri; Pleuronectiformes; Soleidae
Product: cell surface glycoprotein CD200 receptor 1
Exons: 7
Coding region: 341-1234 (297 amino acids)
Biological process (GO): regulation of neuroinflammatory response
Molecular function (GO): signaling receptor activity
Source: RefSeq, a predicted model, not a curated record